UGUCAAACUUCUCUGAAGGGGGUCAAUGCACAUUCAUCCAGCGUGGGAAAGCGAAGAAGCGACGGAGCUCACAGUCAGACGUUUCAUUUUCCCCGGAUAAAUAUAUAAAGUAGUUAAAACGGGAAAACGGAGAAGAGCUUGUCGAAAAUAUCACGCAUUUGUCCUAUGACCUCCCCAAAAAAGUUGCAGUAGGCAUAGUUUUUUUGUGUGGAAUACGCCCCCCCCCCCCCGUUUUUCAGUUGCUAUGCUUGAGCUGCAGUUGUAGAGGUGGAAGGGAAAGGCUGAGGGAUGGGGGUUCAGAAGCCUGCACCAUCCAACUACCUGUGUGGCCCCGCGUGAGUACAGGGAUGAUCUGUGUAAAAUGCUGUUUAGCCUGUCCAAAGGAAGCAUGUUUUAUUAUUUCAUGGACCAAGGCUGCGACCUUCACUGAAAACAUAAAAUAGUCAAAGGCGUUGCACGUUCCAACAUACUUUCUGUGAGGAUGGCUUUGUAAAAACCCUGGCUCGUCACAUUCGUCGGGAUUCCCCGCAUUAUUCUCGACAAGGAAAAUAACCUGCAAAAUGGACAAAGAAAGCGAGGCACAUCUAUACGAACCCGUCGCCGAGAUUGGCGAAGGUGCUUACGGAAAGGUGUACAAGGCAAGGGAUUUGAAAAACGGGGGGCGCUUUGUAGCUCUAAAAAAAGUUCGGGUGCAGACUGAGGAGGAAGGGAUGCCCCUCUCGACCAUCCGCGAGGUGGCGGUACUGAGGCAACUGGAGGCAUUCGAGCACCCCAACGUGGUCAGACUCUUUGAUGUGUGCACUGUGUCUCGGAACGACCGCGAGACCAAGCUCACCCUGGUCUUUGAGCACGUUGACCAGGACUUGACCACGUACCUGGAAAAAGCACCUGAUCCAGGGGUGCCGCCUGAAACAAUCAAGGACAUGAUGUACCAGCUGCUACAGGGACUGGAUUUCCUGCACUCUCACCGUGUGGUCCACCGAGACCUCAAACCCCAGAACAUCCUGGUCACCAGCGGAGGACAGAUCAAACUGGCUGAUUUUGGCCUGGCUAGGAUAUACAGUUUUCAGAUGGCCCUGACCUCCGUGGUGGUGACGUUGUGGUACAGAGCUCCAGAAGUUCUUCUCCAGUCCAGCUACGCCACCCCAGUUGACCUGUGGAGUGUGGGCUGUAUUUUUGCAGAGAUGUUUAGGAGAAGACCUUUGUUCCGGGGAAACUCAGACGUUGAUCAGCUGGGCAAGAUUUUCGAUGUUGUCGGAGUUCCCUCUGUGGAGGACUGGCCCCAAGAAGUAGCUCUACCACAGACUGCCUUCACUCCACGACCUCCGACCCCAAUCGAAGGCCUUAUCCCAGACAUGGACGAGCUGGGGAAGUCCCUUCUACUUCAAUUCCUGGCUUUCAACCCAUCUAGGAGGAUAUCAGCAUUUGCUGCUUUGACACACCCCUACUUUCAGAGUGUGGAUAGUGACAGCCGUAGGUUGUAUGCACAGCCCAUCGCCAGCAACAUGCCCACUAUGGAGGAGCAAGCUGCCUGACAGCCCCCAGAGAGAGAGAGAGAGAGAGAGAGAGAUCAAGACAGUGAUAUUUUACAAAAUGUACCUGGUUUGAAUGCUGCUUUUUAGGAUACUUAAAAGAAGAAAAAGAAGAAAAAAAAUGUGGUAACAAUGCAAGAACCCAUGAAGCUGAGAUGUGCUACCAAAAGGGGGGAGCCUCUGGAACUUCCAGGAGCUGCUUCCUCCAGUCGUGCCUUGGUCUGAGAACAGGCUUCUUGGUGGGGGAACACAUCGACAUUCACCUCAUCAGGAGAGCAACCCCCACGACUGAACUGAGAGAGACACAUAUAAACACAAACACACACGUUCAUUCAAUGCAGGAGGACCUCAUAAUUCCUUGUGGGACUCAUGGUAAAAGAAUUGCUUGUGUUUUGAUAUCACUGCCACCUACAGGCUGUCCUGUGUUACUGCAGGCCAGAGCAGGAUUCUGGUGGGAUUUCGCCUCAUUGAACUUUUUGAAUGGCUAGAAUGAAGCACUCUAGAGGAGAGAUUGAAUACAGGUUCCUCAUACGGCAUCCGUACUUCAGUGUCAGAAGCUUUGAUGACAUGUAGUGGGUACCACCCGAGGCUCUGUGUUCUACUCUCUGUAGACCUGAAUCACAGAGCAUAAUAGGGGGACUGUGAUGAGCUAGAAUAAUGCAUAUUCAGUGCUUGCAAGUUGCAGUACCCUGUGUAUUUAUUGGGGCAGUUAGGCUUUUUUUUACUCUAUACUCCAAAACGUGUGGCCCUGAAAUGAAAUGAUUAUUACUAGGUUAAAAUAUAGAUUUAAACUAUACUUUUUUUUUAGCUUGUAUUUGUGCGUGUACUGGUUUAAUCUUUUCAAAAUGGCAACACCGUUUUAGAAAAAGCACCAAACAUAUUGGGGAAUUUGGCUUGGUAAAUACGUGCCAUCCUGACAAUAUGUCAAUACCUAGUUCUGAAGUCAAACAAAGCCUUUAUGAAAGCAUUAGCGACAUAUCCAAAACUUUGGGCUUACCAAAACUUUGGAACAGUAAGAAAAGGAAAAGAAGGGAAGCACUGGUAAGCUCAGAAAUGACUAACGGCCUGAUAGACAAAGGAGAAAAAAACUGUUAAGAAUCACUAACCAGGAAAUAGGUGGGGAUGUGCAAGCCACUAUCCUGCGCAGGAGAUACACAGCAAGAGCAGUGCAGUACAUACACCUGGAGGUGCAAACCACUAGUUGGCCUCAAAAACAGGUUGAUUUGAAGGAACUGGCCAAGAUCUUCAGCAUACUACCUCAUCCAUGAAAUAUUGUGGAUGGGGUGUUAUGGUUUAGCCUUGUAUGGCUACCACUAGAAUUAGCUCAGUUGUCUUCAUUCAUUUUACAGAACCAUUUUGUCAGUUGAAGUGCAAGCAAAUUGCCUCCAAACUCGAAAGGCAAAAUUGUCUCAAAACAACAUCUGAAGAUGUCUGCAGAACAGGCUUUGCAGAACAGGCUUUGUAGAACCGGCUUUGCAGAGCAUAACUAAAGAACAUAACAUAACUGCAUAGUAAUUGAUUGAUUUCAAAUCCAAGCAUUUUGAGUAUAGAGUCAAAAGAAGAAGAAAGAACUUCCUGUACCAAUUAUUACAGAAGACACUGUAUGUAUACAGUACCUAUACGAAUAUAUAGUACAUGUAUGUAUAUAUAGUGCCCUCCAGAAUUAUUGGCACCUUUGGUAAAUUUGACUGUGAAAGAAAUAUCUUGCACCUACACACAUAAAUCAAUACCUUAAAUGACUCAACAUUAUUUUAAUCAAAAAAAAUAUGAUGAACAAGCAUUUUUCACAUUUUGUGAUGGUAUAUUCAGGGUGCCAAUAGUUCUGGGGGGCGCUGUGUGUAUAUAUAUAUAUAUAUAUGUAAAUAUAUAUUUGCACUAUUCAACAACAUUACAUCUGGCAUAAAAGUGUAGUUCUGUAUUUCCUAACUUAAGUUUAUUGGUUGAUGUCUUAUUUCCUAUUUUGUCUUAAUUUUAUUGGACUAACAUGUAGAUAAACCGAGAUAAGAAUGGUUUUACAAUGUGAGACAUGUAGAAUUGGUCAGGUUAUAGACUGGGAUAGUGUUGGAUACUGCCUUGUAUUCCCCAGCAGCGGGUUUGACAUGGAUAUUCAGCACAUGUAGAUGUGUAGUGGGACAGAAGUAGGGUUAGUGUAGGUUUUGGUCAGGGAAACGUGAGUUUCUGUUGAAAGAAAAAGGUAGAAAGGUAUGUUGGAUUAAGGGGAUCAUCAGGGGUUGGACAUUCUUUCAUUUGGACUGAUUCUCCUCCUCGUGUAACAUAGACACAUACUGUGGGGUAAUGUUGAGAAAUACACAAAUGUUUGUCACAGAUGUGUUGUUUUUAACAUUGAUUCCCACCUUACUGAUUACUCCGAUGGCAUAUUGAUUCAGUAUAACUAACUGGGAAUCUCUGAUAGCAGGUCAAGGUAAAUAGUGUAUGUUUGUUUUCUUGUUUGUUUGUGAAACCUCUUAAGGCACAGUAAUACAUGUAGACAGACACUUUCACUCUGGUAUAUAUAGUGCUGCUAGCACACACACAGACUCAGGAUCUUCUAACUGAAAUCAGAAGUCAAUCUGACACACUUUGCACAUUCAGGAUUAGACUGCAACUCUUUCAGGUUUUCGUUCACGUGGAUGUUGAUGUCAGUGCCACAGAAUGACCGUGCAUCUGUAAUUAUCUUACAGGAUUCAUUGCUGUGUGAAUCAAACUGCACGUUUUGUAUAAUACGUUUCACAUCCUACUUGUUUUUCCAUGUCUGGAUGAAUAUUGUUUUAUCGACUAUAUGUUUGUUUGUUUUUCACAACAACAAAAAAAAAGAUUAUUUAGCCAAGAGGUGUUUUAUACUGAUCCAUGUCCUGUCAGUCACUCAGCACUGAUGAAUACUGAUUUCACAUUACAACUCCCUACAAAGAGGAAUUGUUAAGCUGCCUUGGUAUUGGUCAGUUAAACAUACUUCUAGGUCUCAGAAUAAGUAGGCUAUGAUCGUUGUAGUCUAUAUACACUUGAAAUUAUCAUUCUUAUGUUUUUUUUGUUUAAUAGGGGCUUUGGUCUUAAAACAUGGGACAGACUUUCAGCAUUGUUUUGUAGGCUUCAUUUGUACAACCACAUGUGAGGGGGUUAGUGAUUACCUAUGAUGACAGAAAUGACCUAUACAUAAUGCAAUUGUUUCAUGAUUAUUUUUGCCUAUAAAUAGUACUGAAAAAGUAAAUUAGCAAAUUUUUAAAGCUUCAAGGAUGACAGUAAAGGCCACAAAUGUAUUUGAAAUGCACACUUGUACAAUGGUAAUUUCAUUUAAAAUGAUGACGUGGAUGUUUUAGGCAUUGCAUUUACAUGAAUAAAUGUCAGCAGUGGUGAUGGCUUAUGUUCCACCAUUUGAAUAAAAUACAAAAAUCACCUUUG
Molecule: messenger RNA, 4928 nt
Organism: Esox lucius (northern pike)
Lineage: Eukaryota; Metazoa; Chordata; Actinopteri; Esociformes; Esocidae
Gene: cdk6
Product: cyclin-dependent kinase 6
Exons: 8
Coding region: 561-1535 (324 amino acids)
Biological process (GO): G1/S transition of mitotic cell cycle; protein phosphorylation; regulation of gene expression
Cellular component (GO): nucleus; cytoplasm; cyclin-dependent protein kinase holoenzyme complex
Molecular function (GO): cyclin binding; cyclin-dependent protein serine/threonine kinase activity; ATP binding
Source: RefSeq, a predicted model, not a curated record